Hydatigera taeniaeformis is the source of this 2172-nucleotide messenger RNA. The record is from the annotation of a GenBank genome assembly. NCBI's taxonomy places the organism in Eukaryota, Metazoa, Platyhelminthes, Cestoda, Cyclophyllidea, Taeniidae.
AUGGAUUUCGAUCAGAAUGCUGAUAUUAUUGUUGAUUUUGAUGGGAAGUCUAUUAAAAUUGACACUGAAGAAGAUGCGAAGGAUAUUUUGGAAGCCUUUAACAAACACCAAUCCAUGACUGCUCUUCGCUUGUCGGGCAAUACUGUCGGCGUGGAUGGAGCUCACUCAAUUGGCUCUGCAUUGGCGGCGCAUAAAAAUCUGAAACGAUGUCUUUUUAGCGACAUGUUUACAGGUCGUAUGGUCGACGAGAUCGCUCCCGCGCUGAAGCAAAUUUCUGUGGGCAUAAUGUCAUCUGGUGCUCAUCUUACUGAACUCGACCUAAGCGAUAAUGCAUUUGGCCCACGUGGUGUUGUGGGCGUGACAGAUCUGUUGAGCAGCCCAGCGUGCUUUACAUUAAAGGUUUUACGUAUGAACAACCAAGGCCUUGGUCAUCAAGGCGCUAAGUAUUUGGCUGAAGCUUUAUCAAAAGGCAUUAAGGAAAGCGGUGGGAAGGGUCUCAAAUUAGUUCACUUUUCUGCCGGGCGCAACCGUCUCGAAAAUGUUGGGGCAUGUUUGUUAUCCGACGUCUUCUCACAAAUGCAAUCGCUGGAAGAACUCCAUUUGUAUCAAAAUGGCAUUGGAAUUCACGGCUCUGAAGGGAUUAAGGCUCUGUCCUCUGCAAUUUCCAAGAACACUCAGAUGCGUGUACUAAAUUUAUCCGAUAAUUCAUUAAAGGAAGAAGGCGGCAUUGAAGUAGCUAGAACCUUAAAGUGGCUGCCUCACCUGAAGGAGCUUAUGCUUGAUGAUUGUCUGAUACGUUCCCGGGGUUGUCGUGUUUUGGCGCAUUAUCUCGAACGGGACGAUUUCGUCCCGGACCUUUGUCGUCUGAGUCUUUAUGGCAAUGAGAUAAAACGCGAUGCCGCAGUAUUUUUGGCCUUCAGUCUAGCUAACAGGUCUAAUCUAACUCAUUUAUCAUUGAAUGGCAACGAAAUUGGUCCCGCCGGUAUUGAGGAGGUCCUGCAAGUCCUCAGUGCCGAGAAUCUCCUACACGCAAUCGCGGCCGAAGCCUUGUCGGUCGGUGAAGAAGAGGAAGAUGAUGACGAUGAUGUAUACCAUCGUGCUUUCAAUGAUGAUGCAGGCAGUGACAACGAAGAUGAUGUGAUCGAGGAAUAUGAGUUUGAAUCGGAUAAUGAUGAGGGAAGUCAGGAGGAUUAUAAUGGUAAUGAAGAGGAUGACGACUAUGAGGACGGAGAGGAGGAAGGGGAUGAUGAGGCGGAAAACUCAUUUGUCACCGUAAAAGACACUAAUGAGAAACCAAACAAACCAUCAGGUGACGACUCAGCCAACCAAACUGGCACCACCGGUGGUAGUGGUUUUAGUUUCCUUUCCUGUCUUUCGAGUCUGCAGAAGGAAAAUCUUCCCAGGGAGAAUUUGUUUGCUGGAUUGAAUAUGACAGCUUCAACUGCAUCGGGUGCCUUAUUUGGUAACAAAUCAUCUUCUCCUUUUUCGAGUAAACUGUUCGCCCCGCCGAAAUUAUCCACCUCGACACUACCUGCUUCUUCUAGCUUUGGACAAUCUGGAUUGUUUUCAUCACUGUCCCUUCCACAAGUUCAGCCUUUUGACGAAAAGUCCAUAUUGGAAUCACUAAAAGCAGCUCUCAGCGACACGGAGAAUGAUGAUUCAGUUACGGCUUUAAUUGACAAGCUGACUAAACAGUCGCCUCCACCCAAUUGGAGACUAAACUUUGAGGAGAUUUCGUCAGUUCCACCAGAGUCUGUUGUACGAUUGGCCUUUAGGAGUUGCCAGAAGUCUUCCUCACCCAGCGCGCAGAAUCUGGCUUGCGAUCUUCUUCUGGCUGCACUGACACGAAAAAGCGGCACAGCCUCCACCUCCUUAGUUCUUCCCUCGGCAAGGGCUGUAAAUCACAUACUCUUGCAUCUAGACGCUAUUAAGCCUGAUCGAAGCGACACAGUGGAGCGAAAUGUCCACACAGAGGUCAGCAAUCCUCAGAAUUUGACCACUGCUAUAGACUUGGUGGCGUCUCUGCUCAAACGUCAUGGAGAUCUCUUGGGUGACGAUAUACGAAAACCUUUGGCUCUGCUCAUUUCACAGCAUCGGAAGCAAAACAUCGCUUUAGAGUCACUUUUAGACGCCUUAGGAACAAAAAUGAGCUCCCUUUCCUUGUCAACUUAA